This is a messenger RNA of Gadus chalcogrammus (walleye pollock), 630 nucleotides long. RefSeq names its product beta-crystallin B1-like. Gene Ontology annotation, biological process: lens development in camera-type eye; visual perception. The record is from RefSeq and is a predicted model, not a curated record. Lineage: Eukaryota; Metazoa; Chordata; Actinopteri; Gadiformes; Gadidae. Gene Ontology annotation, molecular function: structural constituent of eye lens. Bases 1 to 630 code for a protein of 209 amino acids. The transcript is spliced from 5 exons.
AUGUCUCAUACUGGAGCUCAGGGUAGCAUGGGCAGCUCCUCCGCCAUGGGGAUGCGCUCUCACAAGAUGUACGUCUACGAGUACGAGAACUUCCAGGGCCGCAGGAUGGACCUCAGCGCCGAGUGCCGCAACCUGUGCGAGAAGAACUUCGACAAGAUCGGAUCCAUCAGGGUGGAGUGUGGACCCUGGGUGGGUUAUGAGAUGCAGAACAUGGGCGGAGAGAUGUUCAUGCUGGAGAAGGGAGAGUACCCCCGCUGGGAUACCUGGUCCAACAGCUACAGGUGUGACCGCAUGAUGUCCGUCAGGCCCGUCCGCAUGGACCCCCAGGACCACAAGAUCUGCCUGUACGAGUCCAUGAACUUCGAGGGCCGCAAGAUGGAGGUCAGCGACGAGGACAUCCCCAGCCUGUGGUCUUACGGCUUCCAGGAUCGUGUUUCUAGCAUCCAGGUCACCGGUGGAACCUGGGUGGGCUACCAGUACCCUGGCUACCGUGGCUACCAGUACGUGCUGGAGAUGGGAUCUUACAAGCAGUGGAACGAGUGGGGCGCCAACCACCCCCAGAUCCAGUCCAUGCGCCGAGUGAGGGACAUGCAGACACACCGCAGGGGCUGCUUCGAGAUGAGCAACUAA